GCAGAGAGAUAACGUGCAGAUGAAGCAAGGCAAGAAACGAACAUAGCGAACAACCGUUGACAGCGUACAGACACCGAUGGUUUGAGGAGUUUGGCGUAUGCGUUACAUAUUUUGGCAUGUCACUGUGACUUGUUAUUAUUUGAAGAAUACGUAUCUUUAGGACCACCUUCAAGGCACAAUUACAUGAGCGUGUGAAGCGGGUGACUGGCCAUGGUCUUCUGUCUAACUACCCAAAGAUUUCCUCGAAGGUCUCUGAUAAUUCCGUUCGCCAUCACUGAGCAAAAUCUGCGUGAGAAGCAGACAGUUGCUCAGAGUUUUGGACCAGGGAGAUUCCGAAGGAGAGAGGGAACAUUCAUGUUAUUUCUAAGGUCUCUUCUCUUCAAGAAACAACAUUUGGGUCCAUCCAAAUUGAUAAGCAGCAACUCCGCCGACCAGGGAUGGAAAUGAAGCUAGCCCACAGCUAGUGCUUUUCAGACUGGGCUUUUGGACCCUUGGCUACAGAGACUGUCACCUGGGCUAGUUGUCAAGCCUGUGGGUAACUGGUGAAAGGAGUCAGGCGCAGGAGAGCUGAGAUGCGUGGACAAGAUCGUUGGAGAACAGCUGUGUGAUGCUGUGGCUGCUGGUCCUUGUCCUGCCCGGGGUAGCAUGCAGUGCCCUGACCCAGAACCUUCUACAGCCAGACAAUGACCACGGAGACGGUGCUGUUGCCGUGACGACCCGGCCCCACAUCUACUACUGCCGCUCACCCAACAUGGAGGUCUUCACCUGCUGGUGGCAUCCCCUUGACAACAACUCCGAGAGUGACGACAACAUCACCUACAGCCUCACCUACUCCUUAGAAAAGGGGCCGAGGCGUGAGUGUCCAGACUAUGUAACGGGCGGCCCCAACAGUUGUCACUUUGACAGUGGCCACACAUCCAUCUGGACCAUAUACUGCAUGAACGUGAUGGCCAGGACCUCCCACAGAGUGUUCAGCUCCAAGGACCACUGUCUGGACGUGGCUGAUAUAGUGGAGACAGAGGCUCCGGUUAACUUGACCUACACCCUGUUGAACGAGACGGAGGAGGAAGCUGGCCGCACCGCCAUGGUGUCCUGGGUUUACCCCAAUCCCUCCCACAUCCAGUACGGUUGGAUCACCCUGGUCUUCGAGCUGCAGUACCGACGCAUCGCCGAGCCCAACAACUGGAAGGUGAAGGGCUUGCUGAGAGAGCCUUGGCUGGAGCUGCUGGAUCUGCCGGUAGGAGAGUACAUUGUCAGGGUGAGAUGCCGUUCCCGCAACAACGGCCUCUGGAGCAAGUGGAGCACCCCUGUCCUACUCUGUGUCCCAGCCAAAUCUACCCCUGAUAAGCUGUUGGCUCUGCUUUUGGUGACCGGUGUUGGGGUCAUGUUGUUGCUAGUCAUCGGCUUUGGAAUUAUCCUACAGGGCAAGAGGAUAAAAGCAUUCCUUCUGCCUCCAAUUCCCAAACCACGCAUCAGAGGCAUCAAUCCCCUGCUUCUGAAGAAGGGGGGCUUCGAUGAGAUCAACCGUCAUUUCAUCUCCUUCCAUGGCUAUAAGCCCCCAAGCUACAGCGAGGAGGAGGUCUGGGACCUUGUCAGCAUGGACAACAACCAGUCUCUCCAGGCUCCCCUGGGGAGCCUAGCAGUCCGGAAGGAGGAUUAUGAUAUGGCCAUCCACAGCCAACUACUGGUCCAGACCACCUCCAGCCACGCCCCUUAUACCCCAGUCCCCGCCUCUUACACCCCAGUCCCCGCCCCUUACUGCCAGGCUCCAGUGGAAGCCUUCCCGACCCUGUGGGAAUGGCCAACAGCAAACCCCGACCAGCCGGAGCUUCUGGUCUUCCCGGGCACUGACUACAGCAUGAUGGUGGAUCCCACCCCUGUCCCGCCUCCGGACCAGCAGGCCCCGCCCCCAUCAUCCACCCAGGACUUCUACACGUGCGUGAACGUGCUGGGUGACAACGGACAAGUGCAUCUGGUGCCCUGCCUGGCCAACCACCUGAAACGCAGCCCCUACGUACAGCUGGAGGAGGAGCUAGAGGAAGGAGGGCUGGAGAAGAGCAGCCAGUUAGAUGACUACCUGGCUAAGAAGAUGGAGGCAGUAGCCAACGGGAGUGCUCCGGGAGAGACAGUGGUAGAGACAGAGGUGGAGACAGAGAGUGUGGAACAUAGUGAAGUGGCUGUGCCUUUACUGCCUGGAACCACUGGCACACAGGGCAACAGGGUGUGACCAGUUAGCACACACACACACACACACACACACACACACACACACACACACACACACACACACACACACACACACAGCAACAGGAAUUACUCCAGGCUAAAAUGAGGAUGUUAACUCAUGGAUGGACCUUUGAAUAUACCUACUUAAUAUACCAACAUAAUAUGUUUUUGUGAGUGCACCGGCCUGGGACAUGAGUCCUCUGUGUCUAUCCCCCCCCCCCCGCCCCUUGCCUGCCAAAUGACAGUGACACUGCUGGACAGACACUGCUGCCACCUCUGUUCACUGCUGAUAUGGCAGUGACAACGUUCUGACUACAUUCUCUCUGCGGGGAAUCAGAGAUGCAGCAUUUGACUGUGAGGUUUUCUUUCAGAGCAGAGCCGAGAUCGGGAUACAAGAUAGAUUCCUUUUGACGCAGAAAAUCUGACAAGAUGAAAAAAACAUAAACUUGCAAAGUGUCUUGAACAAUAACAAUAGAUUCUCCGUAGAACUACAACUGUUGUUGUGUGGACUGAGUCACUGAAAGGUUAAUAUACUCACCUGUUCUUCGGUCCAGUCUUGUUAGAAAACAAUGCCUGCGAACUCUCUUGUUGUUGGAUGUAGAAUUAAUGACCAAUCACUCUGUGAAAGACACUUCGAUUUUUUAACAGUCAUGUUUUAGGGCUCUGUGAACUGAUUUAACUGGAUUUAGGUGAAAAGUUUGACGAAUGCAAGAAUACCAGUUGUACCUCACAGACCAAUCAUAGCCGUUCUGAGGCCCUGGCAGAAGUUAGCAUGCAUUUAGAGAACAGUGGAGCACACCAAAGAUCUGAACAGCCAGACCAAGAGAGCAGUACACUUCUUCAAAUAUAAAUGCAUUUUUAGAAAUAAAUUAUUGUAAUUAUUAGAAUGAAUGAAUUACAGAGGAAAUAGUUUAAUAUAUCAAAUGCACUAUUGACGAGAAAUAUAACGAGGCAAUGUUCUAAUAAUAAUAAUGAUAACAGUAAAGUACACUUAUAAAGUGAACUGUCUGGGUUCAGUCCAUGAACUAAAUCACAGAUUUAACUGUAUGCUUCAUACUCAGGAAGUCAACCAAGCAUAGCACAGUAGUAGCACAGUAGGAAGUCAACCCAGUAAAGGUGCAAUCUACUUUCACAAACACGCAUACUUGUUUCAAGUAUUGUUUUCCUUUUCUUGAAUUUUUGGUCAGAAAUGAAACUACAGAUUGCACUGUAUUCAAAACAAGUGAUGGUCAUUUUUGGUAACAUUUAUAAUUUCCAUUCUGUAAAACAGCCUUCGCUAUGCAGUGCUACAUGUGCUCUGACUAUUAACUACAUGCUGGAUUUGAAAGCACUUAUUUUACUAGAACAUAACACAUGCAGCUCUCUCAGGGGAGAACAGAGAGGAGGCUAAAGCAAAGAGCACUGUGAUCAUUUUAUUGAUUUUUACAUAGAAAAUGAGGCGACCAGACGAGUAGGGAGAAAACACAUCUUCUGAAGGUGACCGAUAUUACAACAAGGACGAACAAUGGUUAAAGCGUCUAAUGAUGUGUAUAGGAACAAGACAUUUUCACCACACCCACAUACUUGAGUAGAUGCGUUUUUCACAGUGAUUUCUUCAUAAAAUCUUCUUUGACAAGAUUUCCUGGUGAAUAGGAGGGCAUGUAUGCUAUUUAGAAAAUGGAGGCUUUUUUAAUGAGAAAAGUAAGACGCUCCCAGUUGCUAGGAAGAUAACCUUGAAGGUGUGUGGAUGGCAGUGUAAUAUCUACAGAGGAUUUUUACACUAAAUAUAUGCAUUGUUUUUUGAAAGAAACAUGGAGAAACAAAUAAUAUGCAUCGCCUGUGAAAUAAACCUAAAGUCUCAGGGCAUUUGAAAUGUCGGGGUGCAGUUUAAUGACAUCGGAAGCAGUUCAUUAGCCAUUUAACAAAAAAGUUGGGAAUUUUCUUGGUUAACAGCCAUCACACUGGAUAACAAUGAUAACACACACAGUAAGAUAUGAUGCAACGAGUAGCUUAAAUACUUUGUACUAAAACACUGUGUUCCUAUUACACUGGCCCUAUGGAUGGACCUUGGUUAGUCUGUUACACUGGCCCUAUGGAUGGACCUUGGUUAGUCUGUUACACUGGCCCUAUGGAUGGACCUUGGUUAGUCUGUUACACUGGCCCUAUGGAUGGACCUUGGUUAGUCUGUUACACUGGCCCUAUGGAUGGACCUUGGUUAGUCUGUUACACUGGCCCUAUGGAUGGACCUUGGUUAGUCUGUUACACUGGCCCUAUGGAUGGACCUUGGUUAGUCUGUUACACUGGCCCUAUGGAUGGACCUUGGUUAGUCUGUUACACUGGCCCUAUGGAUGGACCUUGGUUAGUCUGUUACACUGGCCCUAUGGAUGGACCUUGGUUAGUCUGUUACACUGGCCCUAUGGAUGGACCUUGGUUAGUCUGUUACACUGGCCCUAUGGAUGGACCUUGGUUAGUCUGUUACACUGGCCCUAUGGAUGGACCUUGGUUAGUCUGUUACACUGGCCCUAUGGAUGGACCUUGGUCAGUCUGUUUUACGUGUUGGUACAUUUUUAAGGUUUAAAUGACUGAUGUUCUUAAUGUCUCUCUCUCUGUUUUUUCUCUCCCCCCCUCUCUAUGAAGUCAGGUGGUUUCUCUGCCAUCAGUAGUCCUGUGCAGUGCUUUUCUGUGUUGUCAUACUGUUCUGUUCACUGUUGUACUCUGCUGUGCCGCUUCAAUUUUGUGCCUUGACUUGACUGUGUAGAAUUCUCCUUUCCUUAUUAGUGCUCACACUGGUAGACUGAAAUUAUAUAUUUUUCUAACGAGAUAGACACACACACGAUAACGCAGACAACAGCGGUAUUUGUAAAGGCCAUAUAGGACACGUAGAAACAGUCAGGUCAAAUUGUUUCUGUUCUGUACAUUGGAUACGGUGUGGUGGGUGAGUUAUGUUGUUUGUUUUGGAAGUUAUGUCCCCUGCUGCAAGAUAUUUCCCAUGCAGUGAAUAAAGCCUACUGCUGAUCUGUCUCUA
Molecule: messenger RNA, 5230 nt
Organism: Salmo salar (Atlantic salmon)
Lineage: Eukaryota; Metazoa; Chordata; Actinopteri; Salmoniformes; Salmonidae
Product: prolactin receptor
Biological process (GO): cytokine-mediated signaling pathway
Cellular component (GO): external side of plasma membrane
Molecular function (GO): protein binding; cytokine receptor activity
Source: RefSeq, a predicted model, not a curated record